Molecule: messenger RNA, 7157 nt
Organism: Scophthalmus maximus (turbot)
Lineage: Eukaryota; Metazoa; Chordata; Actinopteri; Pleuronectiformes; Scophthalmidae
Gene: ltk
Product: leukocyte receptor tyrosine kinase
Exons: 29
Coding region: 317-4795 (1492 amino acids)
Biological process (GO): multicellular organism development; protein phosphorylation; positive regulation of kinase activity
Cellular component (GO): signaling receptor complex; membrane
Molecular function (GO): transmembrane receptor protein tyrosine kinase activity; ATP binding; protein binding
Source: RefSeq, a predicted model, not a curated record
UCUGAUUGGUCAACUGGAUCAGAAAUGGACGGUGAGAAGUCCGCGAACAACAACAGUAGCCCUUAACAUCUUGAAAAACGGGAUAAAAAUGAGCAUCAAAGUCAUUCAAUGUUGGAUUUAUCAUCAUGGACAUGUUGUACAAAGUCUCCGAAAAGACACUGAAGUUCCAGGCCGCACUGCAAAUCUUCUGCAAGGGCCCCGGGUCGCACGGAAGCCCCGCCUGGGACGGCGCAAGUGUUAGCUUCCCCUCAAAACAAACCUUAGCAGUACCUGUCUCGCACUUUUGGACAGAUUUCAAGAGGAGAACUCAGAUCAGAUGUUUCCUCGUCACCUGGACUCAGAAGACGAUAGCCCAAUUACCUCAUGUGAUUUUGAGUCAUUGUGCAUCUGGACUCCAUCAAAUCACAGCCACCAAAGUGACUGGUCAGUGGUGUCGCCACAGCAACCAGAAAGCGCACAGGUCGGGACGAUGCCUGCGACUGACCACUCAGAGGGAAGCUCUGACGGGCACUUCCUUCUCCUAAGCUCCUCGUCUGCUGCUGAGGCCUCUGGGAGAUGCGAGUUCCACUUAACCAGCCCGGUCUUGCUAGGAAGCAGCAAGCACUGCAUCUUGCAGGUGGCUCUGUUUGAGUCCGAUCCAGCUUCUGGGAACCUAACGCUCCUGAUCAAACCAGUUCUCUCCGAUUCAGCUGUCCACUCUGUGGUCCUCAACCACGGGAGGCGAGAUGACCGCAGGGCUGAGUGGGUGGUUCUGGAGAGUGUGAUUGGCCAGAUGGAAGAGCCCUUUGAGGUGACGCUCCUCUACACUUCCUGUUUGUGGGAAGAUGGUGUCACUGUGGCUCUGGACUCUCUGGAGUUCAUAGACUGUGAAUCAGAACACCAGGAUGCAGUUUGCGGAGAAUAUUUCCACUGUGUUCAUUCCGAAGUCUGCAUCGACCCAAGCCAAGUGUGCAACUUCCACAAUGACUGUCAGUAUGGAGAGGAUGAGGGCUUCAUCUGUGGUGGUCUUCCGUCUGGCUCACACUGUUCGUUUGAACAGGACACAUGUGGUUGGUCUGUGUCCAACCCGCACUCGGCCUGGAGGAGGGUCGCUCAAGAUGAGCUGCUGGAGAAAGAAGACAUGCAGGGUGUCACUCUGCGGAGUACUCCAGGGUACUUCUUGUUUCUGCAAGUAAGAGAGAGUGAUUCUGUUCGAGAGGCAUCCAUUCAGAGCUCUUCUUUCCCUCCUCCAGUCUCUUCUUCUGCCUGCCAGCUGCGCUUCUCUCUGUAUAUGCAUGGGGACUUCAAUGGUUCGUUGUUGGUGGCUAUAGAGGAGAACGAGACCACCACUGCGCCACUAGUCUGGGAGAGAAAUGGUCAGCGGGCAGACGACUGGGAAGAUGUUGCCCUGCAGUUGACUGGCCUCCGUCAUGGGUUCCACGUGAAGGUGUCAGCUGUGUGGGGAGAAGGCUCCAAUGCUGAUGUUGCGCUUGAUGAAAUUGCAUUUGGAGCAACCUGCUUCACUACAGAUAUCAACUCUCUGCUGCCCUUGACAGACUUGGAGGAUAUCUUCAGCCCCCUUCCUGAGCCCUCUGCCUCAGAGGUUUCUCUGAUGGUGUGGUGGUUCAACUCAUGCGGCGCCAGUGGUCCUCAGGGGCCGACCCAGGCCCAGUGUGACAGCACCUACAGGAACAAAAAUGUCAAUGUUACUGUGGGGAAGGAGAGCCCAUUGAAAGGAGUCCAGAUGUGGAGAGUACCUGCUACCAACAGAUAUCAGAUCUCUGCCUAUGGUGCUGCAGGAGGGAAAGGAGCCAAAAACCACAACAAACGCAACCACGGGGUCUUCAUUUCUGCCAUAUUUCCUCUGGAGAAAGGAGAUGUGCUUUACAUCUUGGUGGGCCACCAGGGCGAGGACGCGUGUCCAGGGAGAAAUUCUCACACUCAGAAGAUCUGCCUGGGAGAGUGGUCAGUGAUCGAGGAUGACCUCAGGGGAGAGGCUGGUGCUGAGUGGGCUGGAGGGGGAGGUGGAGGAGGUGGCGCAACCUAUAUCUUUAAGAUGGAGAGUGGCGAGAUGAUUCCCUUGCUGAUUGCAGCUGGUGGAGGAGGAAAUGCUUACCUGGAGGACCCAGAGUCCAGUUUGGACCAGAUACCACUGGAGCAGUACGAAAACAGCACCAUACGUCCCAGUAGCAAUGGUCAAACUGGUGCUGCAGGUGGAGGCGGAGGUUGGAAAGACAAUCUGAGUCCUCAUAUGAGAGCUGGAAAGUCUCUGGUGGAGGGUGCAGAGGGGGGGUCGGCAUGUCCUCUGGCCCUGUCCAAGCUCAACUGGUCCACCUUUGGGGGUUUUGGAGGAGGAGGUGGAGCCUGCACAGCCGGAGGUGGUGGAGGAGGGUACCGAGGAGGUGAUGCGGCGCUGACAGAUGAAAUCACAGCUGACGGUCAGAACGGAGUCUCAUUCAUUCAUCCAAUGGGAGAGAUCUUCCUGCAGCCUCUGGCAGCGAUGGAGAGUCAUGGGGAGUGUGAGAUCAAGGUGCAGCUGAACUGCAGCCACUGUCAGAUGCAGAGCUGCAAACGUGAAGAGGAUACUCACCUAAUCCUCUGCCUUUGCGACGAAGACGAAGUCCUGGCCAGUGACAAUGUGACAUGUAUUGGUACUGUAGCAGCUCCUCAGGGCCCAGCUCCACAGGGCCAGAUGUCGACACUGCUGAUCCUGGCAGUCGUGGUCUCCACCAUCGCAAGUGGCUUCACGCUGAUCUGCGCCAGCGUCCUCCUCAUGUGGUACCGCAGGAAGAACCACCUGCAUGCAGUGAGAGGACGUCUGCAGAGUCCAGAGUACAAGCUGAGCAAGAUCCGCUCCUCCACCAUCAUGACGGACUACAACCCCAACUACUGCUUUGCGGGGAAGGCUGCCUCACUCAGUGAACUGAAGGAAGUGCCGCGCAAGAACAUCACACUUUUCAGAGCUCUUGGUCAUGGCGCAUUUGGUGAAGUCUAUGAAGGGCAAGUGUUGGGGAUAAAUGAUGAUAACAAUCCCAUGCAGGUGGCCAUAAAGACUCUUCCAGAAAUCUGCUCUGAACAAGAUGAAAUGGAUUUCCUCAUGGAGGCACUGAUUAUGAGUAAGUUCAGCCAUGAGAACAUUGUGCGCUGCAUCGGCGUCAGUCUCAACAUCUUGCCACGUUUCAUCCUGCUGGAGCUUAUGACCGGAGGAGACAUGAAGAGCUUCCUGAGACAGAACAGGCCACGAGCUGGUCAGACCUCAUCUCUCACCAUGCGGGAGCUGCUGCGGAUGGCCAGAGACAUCGCCUGUGGUUGUCGCUACCUGGAGGAGAACCACUUCAUACACAGAGACAUUGCUGCCAGGAAUUGCCUGCUUACGUGCUCUGGACCGGACCGAGUGGCUAAAAUUGGAGACUUUGGCAUGGCACGAGACAUCUACAGAGCCAGCUAUUACAGGAAAGGUGGUCGUGCCAUGCUGCCAGUUAAAUGGAUGCCACCGGAGGCCUUCAUGGAGGGAAUCUUCACCUGCAAGACUGAUACAUGGUCAUUUGGAGUGCUGCUGUGGGAGAUCCUUUCCCUGGGCUACAUGCCCUAUCCUUGUAAAACCAACCAGGAGGUGCUGGAGUUUGUCACCAGCGGAGGCCGAAUGGAUCCUCCAAAAGGCUGCCCAGGGCCUGUCUAUCGGAUCAUGACCCAGUGUUGGCAGCACUGUCCCGAGCACCGGCCCAACUUCUCAACUAUCCUGGAGAGAAUUAACUACUGCACUCAGGACCCAGAUGUGAUCAAUACACCCCUACCAGUAGAAUAUGGGCCCAAUACAGAGGAUGACGGCAGGACAGCAAUCCGCCCCUCUGACCACACCUCCACCAGCCUCUCGCCAUUCCUGGUGUCCCACUCCGUUUCCCAGGAUUGCUCCAACCAGCUGGGGCUCUCCUCUCUGGGCCUAGGUCCAUCUCCUCUUCCGCCACAGCCCACCAAACCUCGUCUGCUCCUCCAGAGAAUCCAACCUGUCCACCAUGAAGUGACAUCAUGCCACGAGGCGCUGCAGCCGUCCUGGGCUGAGCCUGUCCCUGCCCCUGGUUUGUCAGCAGCAGCAGGAGGGCACUGGCUCCAUCCUGAGCCUCCACCCCACAGACCUUGCUCCAGAAACAACUCCUCGUCUGGGAGCCAGAGGCUGAAGAACAAGACUAAGAACCUGUGGAACCCCACAUACGGCUCCUGGGUUUUGGAAAACUUCAGAGGGAAGAAAACGCUGGCUCACACUCAGUCCAUGCCACUCUCAAGCUCCACAUCUUCCACCACCAACACUUCCUGCAACCCAGCUAUAGAGAGCAACGAGGCUGGGUGUGACAGCGCCAGCAGCACUCACCUCAACCCUUCAAGCCCUUGCUCUUCCUCCAUUCCAUCCCCUUCUUGCCAGCCCCAAGCUGCCCAGAGUAUAUCCUCGCAUAAGACCUCAGCAGGUGGAACCACAAAAGCUGGCAUCGACCUGGUUAAGCUCCAGAGUUUCCCCUGUGGCAACGUCAACUAUGCCUAUGACGAGCAAAGCUACGAGGCAGAGAGCCUGCCCCUGGUUAUGCCCAAAGCCUCAGAAGCCAUCACAAACACCAGCUCUGCCCCGAGUGUCUCUUCAGGGACUGGCUUGGGAUUGGCAUUAGGCCUCCACACCCCCUCAUCUUGUAUGCCCAAACUGCUGCUGAAGCGUCACGCAAGCUACGGCCACGAAGACGUGAGGAGACACACCAAAGCUGCGAAACCCACACGUGACCGAGACUCAGGCUUUUCUCUGUCUGAAGACCUCAGCGUUACCCCAAUCUGAGAAACGGUUCACUGUAACAGGGAUUUGGAUUUGGAUUAAACUAAAAUGUCGCCAGGAGCCCAUUUUCUCACACGCUAAUAUUCACGCUCUGGAUUUCUAGAACAAAAAGCAUGACCACAGGGUUCUCCGCCACAGUCUGAGAGACACCACAACGAAUCAUUAGAGCUCCUGGAAUGCUGGAAAAACACACAUACUCUCCACUGCACUGUGAUAGAGCGAGCCAGUGCUUGAUUAUUUUCCUAGCAUCUGAUCUGACUGGUAGCUGAACACUGAAGCUCAAGCACUGGACGACACGCAGCCCUGCACUUCCUCAAUGUCUACGCUGUAGGUGCAGCCUGUCAUAAAUAACUGCUGUAGUUGUACUCAUUUUUUUACCCACAUAGUGUUUUUUCUUGUUGUGUCUUUUUUCACAACAGCUUUGGCAGUAGUGUAUGUGAAAUCAUUGUAAACAAUUGUUUGGAAUUAUUUUGUAUUCAGUGAAGACCAGCAAAAACAAGACUAAAAAAAUAUUAAGCCAUUGGGAAGAGAAUCUCAAAGAAUGUGCUUUAUUAGAAGUUUUCAUUUCAGCAGAGUUUGUAGAAAUAGUCAAAUAUAAACUUGUAGUACUAGUUACCUGAUUUGCUUUCAUCCCAAAUAAUGUGAAAACACAUCCUCCCAAACUACUGCAAUAACCUAGAUAAUGUCAUAGAGGAAGAUCUUUUGCCCGGAGUUUUGAUUCUUGACCUUGGAAAACAAAAACUGUCACCAUGGUGUUCACUUACGUGGUGUUUUUUAAGCCUUCAGCCCCAUCUCCUGGACUUCCUUUUAAGAUGAGGUUGCUCAGUUGUCAUGGAGAUGGUUCGGUUUGUUAUCAUCACAUGGCCUAAGAAUGGAAUUUAAGUAAUGCGAUCACAGAAGGAGAUUGUAAGCCUUGUUUGUUGACACAAAUAGCCUCAUUUAUCCCCCUCUGACUGAUGGUUGAAUGUUUUUUACUCUCUCCCCGUCGACGCUGUGAGCGACCUCAGCUUUUGUGCUCACAGCGUGCUGAUAUUGUCUCAUGGGUUGUGUUUGUGAGAAGACGUGUCUCACUUGUGUCGGUACUGAAGAUAUUAAGCUACAACCAGCAGCUGCUUUGCUUAGCAUAUUACGACUGGGAACCAGUUACACAAUACCUACCAGCACAUUUAAGGCACACUAACUCUUAACACCAUUUGUUGUUGUCUGUCUUUUACAUUGGUCCCCCCCCCCUCCUUCCAGUCUUUGUGCUAAGCUAACUGAAUGUUGGCUGUAGCUCACACUGUGUACAUCAAUCAAUCUUCUCAUUUUACUCCCAGCAGAAGACAGCAAAUUGUUAUAUUUUCCAAAAUGUGGAAGAAUUCCUUUAAGGCAGUGAAUGGUUUGUGCUUAGCACCGACUCUUUGUGGCUUAAAAUGUCUGGGUGGAUGUUCUGUGAGUCACUUCUUUUUCCCCACCAAACCGCAGAAAUCUCGAUUUGACUUUGAUUUUGUCCCCGUAUCUACUUGGACCGCAGGGGGCUUCGUGAAUGUCCAAACAUUUAGAAUUUGACGACCUGACCUGUGAACAUAUUGCUAUUGCUAUUUUUGUACUCACUUCCUUACACUGGACUAACCAAUUACAUUUGUAGCCAUUUUGUCAUUUAUUUGACAUUUUCUGUAUCCAUUUAUUGUUUGUGAUGAAUAUGUACUUCUAGUUAAUCACUGCCAUUCGACACACGACUCUGCAGCUGCUGGGGUAGUUGUUUACUCAGCAAGGGGAGGUAUUCAGCUUUGAAAUGCCAAACAUGCUGCUGCAGGUAUCUCAGUCUUCUAUGAUUAAUCAAAGAUUCAAUUGUGAAAAUCUCUGUUUGACGAUUUUAUAUUUUCAGGUUAUUCUUGUUUAAUCCAUUUAAUAGUUGUACUCCGAUAUUUGUCUGUGUUUUGAGCUUAAACGUUUUGAUAAUUUAUUUUUCAAUAUGUUGAACGAAUAGUUAAAUUUACAGUAUAUAAGGGUUUUAUUAGCUUUCUGUAUGUUUUUAUGUUGAGGCCUGCUGAUAUUAGUCAGGGUUUAGCUUAUAUUCUCCACAGUCCACUUGAAAAUAACAUCUUCAGAAAAGGUAAAUUACUAAAAGGAAUAGUUUUCUGUCUUUGAGCCACACAAAUGUUGAUUACAGUGGAAUAUAUUUUACAGAGAAAAAAAACAUGUUUUGCUCAGUGUAUAUUUUUUAAGGCCUGGUAGAUUGACAGUCAAAGUUUUUUUCCCCUGUAUUCUUUAAGUAGCUGAGGGUGUUAUGCCUCAAACAAUAGUGCAAAGACAUUCUAUGCAAUAUGGUCUUUCACACUUUAAUCAUACCUAACUGUGCCCCAAAUAAAUCAGCAUAUAUUUA